Hemiscyllium ocellatum (epaulette shark) is the source of this 7316-nucleotide messenger RNA. Its product is annotated as WD repeat-containing protein 7. Gene Ontology annotation, molecular function: protein binding. The record is from RefSeq and is a predicted model, not a curated record. Lineage: Eukaryota; Metazoa; Chordata; Chondrichthyes; Orectolobiformes; Hemiscylliidae. Gene Ontology annotation, cellular component: cytoplasm. The coding region runs from base 199 to 4701 and encodes 1500 amino acids. The transcript has 29 exons.
UGGCGCUGUUGCCGGUGAGCUAGCGUCAGGGCUGGAACCUGCUGCAGCAACAUGGAGUGAAAUUAGGAGGAAAAUAACAAGCAGCGGAGAAGGGAAUUUUUGAGUGUUGGGUGGUACUGAAAAUUUGUGGAGGAAUCCUUUAGUUUACACUCAGGCUUUGAAAUUCUUUAUAAACCCGACAACCAGCCGAAACCAAAAAUGGCUGCAAAUAGCCUUGUGUUGCCUAUAGUACUGUGGGGCCCCAAAGCUCCUACACAUUGUAUUUCAACAUUACUGGUUAUGGAUGAUUUGGCAACCAUUGUUACAGGAUGUCAUGAUGGACAGAUUUGUCUUUGGGAUCUAACUUCAAAAUUGGAGAUCAUUCCUCGGGCCUUGCUGUUUGGCCACACCGCAUCUAUCACUUGUCUUUCUAAAGCUAGUGCCAGCAGUGAUAAACAAUACAUCGUCAGUGCAUCUGAAAGUGGAGAAAUGUGUCUUUGGGAUGUGAAUGAUGGACGAUGCAUCGAAUUUACUAAACUGGCAUGCACUCAUACUGGCAUUCAAUUUUAUCAGUUCAGUGUUGGAACUCAACAUGAAGGAAGACUGCUAUGCUACGGACAUUAUCCAGAAAUCCUUGUAGUCGAUGCUGUUAGCCUGGAAGUGCUUUACUCUUUGGUGUCCAAGAUUUCUCCUGAUUGGAUUAGUUCAGUGAGCAUUAUACGUUCACUGAGAACAAAAGAGGACACGGUGAUAGCAGUUUCAAUGACUGGAAUUUUGAAGGUGUGGAUUAUUACUGCUGAAAUCAAUCGAAUGCAGGAUACUGAACCAGUAUUUGAAGAGGAAUCUAAACCUAUUUACUGCCUGAACUGCCAAAGCAUUUCAUUUUGCACAUAUACACAGCAAUCUCUGCUGGUAGUAUGCUCCAAGUAUUGGCGGGUGUUUGAUGCUGGAGAUUUUUCUCUGCUCUGCUCAGUAUCUAGCACUAAUGACCAAUAUUGGACUGGGGGUGAAUUUGUAGAUGCUGAAAAAGUUGUCAUUUGGACAGAAGAUGGGAGUAGCUUCACUUACCAGCUACCACCAAGCUGCUUACCAGCCAGUGAGUCCUUCCGCAGUAAUGUUGGCAAAGCCAUUGAGAACUCCAUUCCUCCAUUACUAUUUAAGGUGCUGGACUGGAAAGAUAAAUCUAGUGUCCAUCAUCUAGAGUCUGGGUAUUUGGGGGAGGCAGUUGUCCACGUUCCUCAUGAGUGUUACCCUGACCCUAUAAAGGCCUGGGAGCUCUACACACCGCAGCUGUUAUCUUGUGCUCGGCCUUUUGAGGCACCACUUCUCAUCUGUCCACCUGUUACACGGUUCUUUUAUGGUCGUAGAGAGCCCUUCCUUAAGUUACUGAUUCAGGGAGAUUCAUCAGGGAGACUCUCAAUAUGGUGUAUUCCUGAAACAGUAGACUUGAAUCAGAAAGGUACCGUUCAAGAGUUGAAAGUCACCACUUCUGCAUGCUUACAAGAUACAUUUGAUCGUCUUGUUCCAAGGCCUGCCGGAAUUAUAGACCAGCUGAGCACACUUCCUGGCAGUGAAGAGCCUUUGAAGGUGACAGCUAGUGUUUAUAUUCCCUCUCAUGGGCGUCUGGUAUGUGGACGUGAAGAUGGCAGUAUUGUUAUUGUGCCAGCCACUCAGACUGCUAUCGUACAGCUACUGCAAGGAGAACACAUGCUAAGACGAGGCUGGCCUCCUCAUCGAACUCUUCGUGGACACCGAAGCAAAGUGACAUGCCUGUUGUAUCCACACCAAGUCUCCGCUCGCUAUGAUCAGCGUUACUUGGUGUCAGGUGGAGUAGAUUUCUCUGUAAUCAUCUGGGAUAUCAAUUCGGGUGAAAUGAAACAUAUCUUCUGCAUCCAUGGUGGAGAAAUCACCCAACUGGUCGUACCACCUGAAAAUUGCAGUUCUCGAGUUCAGUACUGCAUCUGCUCAGUUGCCAGUGAUCACUCGGUGGGUCUUCUCAGCCUUCGAGACAAGAAGUGCAUAAUGCUCGCAUCAAGGCAUUUAUUUCCUAUUCAAGUCAUCAAAUGGAGACCUUCUGAUGAUUACCUGGUAGUUGGUUGUUCUGAUGGGUCUGUUUAUGUCUGGCAAAUGGAUACUGGUGCAUUGGACCGAUGUGUAAUGGGAAUUACUGCGGUGGAAAUAUUGAAUGCUUGUGAUGAAGCCGUUCCAGCUGCUGUAGAUACCCUCAGUCAUCCUGCUGUAAAUCUAAAACAGGCCAUGACUCGGCGGAGCCUCACUGCUUUGAAACAUAUGGCACAUCACAAACUACAGACACUUGCUACCAAUCUUUUGGCCUCUGAAGCUGCUGAUAAGGGAGCUUUACCAAAGUAUUCCCAUAAUGCCCUAAUGGUUCAAGCCAUGAAGACCAACCUGACAGAUCCAGAUAUCCAUAUAUUAUUCUUUGAUGUGGAAGCUCUGAUCAUCCAGUUGCUAACAGAGGAAGCAUCCAGACCCAAUCCCACUCUUAUUUCUCCAGAAAGUCUCCAGAAAACACCAGGCAGUGCAGACAAAAGCAGUUCUUUCCUGACUGGGAAGAGAGCAGCUGUCCUCUUCCAACAGGUGAAGGAAACUAUCAAAGAGAAUAUUAAGGAGCAUUUGCUGGAUGAUGAUGAAGAUGAUGAUGAAAUGAGGAGGCAGAAGAGGGAAGAAAGUGACUCAGAAUAUAAGGGCAGCAAAUCAAAGCCACUCACACUGUUAGAGUACAACCUAACAAUGGACACUGCCAAGCUAUUCAUGUCCUGCCUUCACGCUUGGGGGUUGAAUGAAGGAUUAGAUGAGGUUUGCCUCAUCCGCCUUGGCAUGUUAAAACCUCACUGUCCUGUAUCUUUUGGUUUGCUGUCAAGAGGAGGACAUAUGUCGCUGAUGCUUCCUGGCUUCAAACAGACCAAGUCACUAGAUGGUGCCAUUGAACCAGGAAAAAAGCAAAUUCUGGGAAACAGCGCAUACAAUGUAUCCAGGGCUGUCACAACUCAACACCUGCUGUCUCUCAUUUCUUUAGCCAAUACUUUAAUGAGUAUGACCAAUGCAACCUUCAUCGGAGAGCACAUGAAAAAAUUGCCACAAAGACCACAGAAACCAAGCACCCUGGAGAUGACUAAAGGGAAACUUUCCCCUCCAGUCUCUUCCAUCGCUGUGCAGGGACAGAUCAAACAAGGAUGGAGUCAACUAGCAGCUAUGCAUUGUGUCAUGCUUCCUGAUCAUCUCGGACAGGACAAGUUUAGACCUCCACUUCUGGAGAUGUUAGCCCGACGAUGGCAAGAUCGUUGUUUAGAGGUGAGGGAAGCCGCUCAAGCUUUACUGUUGGCAGAGCUUCGAAGAAUCGAGAAAGAAGGAAGAAAGGAAACAAUAGACACAUGGGCACCCUACUUGCCACAGUAUGUUGACAACAUUAUGUCACCUGGUGUGACAACGGAAACCAUGCAAGCUGUUAGUGCAAAUCCUGAUUUACAAGGGGCAGAUGCCAAAAUUCAGGAAGAAGAAUCUGAUUUAGCUGAUGAUGAUAUUACUGCAGGCUGUUUGCCGAGUUUUCUUCCACAAACAAAGAAAUCAUCAUCAUCAUACGAGGAGCGCCGCAAGCAGGCUACAGCCAUUGUCCUUCUCGGUGUCAUUGGAGCAGAGUUUGGUGCUGAGAUUGAACCUCCAAAGCUGCCAACUCGGACUCGGAACACCAAUCAGGUGCCAGAGGGCUUUGGACUGACCAGCGGAGGGAGCAACUAUUCCCUGGCUAGACACACUUGCAAGGCUUUGACAUUCCUCUUGCUGCAGCCUUCUAGCCCUAAGCUUCCAGCACACAGUACCAUCCGCAGAACUGCCAUUGAUUUGAUUGGUCGUGGUUUUACUGUGUGGGAACCUUACAUGGAUGUUUCAGCUGUGCUGAUGGGACUUCUAGAACUCUGUGCUGAUGCUGAAAAGCUUCUUUCAAACAUAACAAUGGGACUGCCGCUCAGCCCAGCAGCUGACUCCGCCCGCUCAGCACGUCAUGCUCUUUCACUUAUUGCUACAGCCAGACCACCAGCUUUCAUAACUACUAUUGCACGUGAGGUCCAUAGACACACAGCUUUAGCAGCCAAUACACAGUCUCAACCCAAUGUGCACACCAGUAUCUUGGCUCGCGCAAAGAGUGAAAUUCUGCGGGUGAUUGAGAUACUGAUCGAGAAAAUGCCAACAGAUGUAGUUGACCUUCUUGUUGAGGUUAUGGACAUCAUCAUGUAUUGCCUCGAAGGAUCUUCGGUUAAGAAAAAGGGACUUCAGGAAUGUUUCCCUUCAAUUUGUCGGUUCUACAUGGUAAGCUGCUGUGAGAGGAGUAACAGAAUAGCAGUCGGGGCUCGACAUGGCUCAAUGGCUUUAUAUGACAUUCGCACAGGAAAAUGCCAGACUAUUCAUGGCCACAGUGGACCCAUAACCGCAGUGUCCUUUGCCCCUGAUGGAAGGUAUCUGGCCACAUAUUCCAACGCUGACAGCCACAUUUCCUUCUGGCAGAUGAAUACGUCACUACUGGGGAGUAUUGGUAUGCUGAAUUCUGCACCCCAGCUCCGAUGCAUGAAAACUUACCAAGUGCCCCCUGUUCAUCCUGCUUCUCCUGGUUCUCAGAAUGCACUGAAACUAGCCCGUCUGAUCUGGACCUCCAACCGUAAUGUCAUCCUUAUGGCGCAUGAUGGCAAGGAGCACCGAUUUAUGGUUUGAAGCCACCACCUGGAUCACAUGAAAUGUACUAAAGAAAUAAAAAUGUGUGUGCUGUUGGCAAAGCUGGUUAAUGUUUACAUUAAGAUAGUAUUGUGUAGAUUUUUUUCAUAAAGUUUAUCAUAAUUUGCAAUGUCAACUUUCUGUGGGUUUUUGAAAAGAGACGAAAUAGCUGCCCAACAGUUGUGUCCAAUUACUUAUUGUUUAUACCCACCAUUGUUAGUUUCAACUCUGUUUGUUGUGGUUUCAAACAUUUCUUCUCUCUUGCUAUUAUAAAAGUCUCAAAAAUGCAAUUGCUUGCAUGAUGCAUAUCUUAUGCUGUGCACCAAAAUCUGAGCGCUCCUGCAGCUAUUCUAGGAAAACAGUGCAAGAUAGGAAGGACGAAAGUCAAGUUUUGACACCAACAAGCAAUGAGAGGACAAUUCCUAAGAGUCAUCAAAAUGGUGCAGUGGCUUUCAUUUCAAGGAUUUAGACUUGAAAUAAUACAGGGCUAAUAGAAUAAAGAGGCCCAACAUAAAAUGAGUUGAUAAACUCUCAGCUCAGUCUCUAGUGAUGAUGGGUGACACCAUGAUAUUGCCCUAACUAGCACUCAAAAAGGUCCAAUAAAAGUUACUUGGGUAGUGGGAAAGGACUUAAAGUUGCAAUAUCAUUUACUUUUCUGGAGUUGGAGAAAAGCCAGGAAGCAUUAGUCUGCAUUUAACAAUCCUAUACCCAAUAUACAUUAUUGGAGGAUUUGUGACAGACAUUGGGCAACCAAGAUGGAAUUUUAUUUCACUUCCAGCAACUGGUGGAUUAGACAAUUUGACCUGAUCCCCAUGUCUUUUUCUCUGUCAAGUUUCUCCAUUUUCAAUUGAUCUAGCACCUCAGUUAAGGAGCUUAGUUCAUUGACGUUGAAGUUCUUAAUUUUUUGUCUCAACACUGCCAAUCCCUGGCAACAUCUUCAUGAGUUUUCCAUCCAGAUUACAAGUUAUCGUCAUCCUGCUGGCAGUGGAAGUUCUCAAGUUUUUUUUAAGGGGUAACAUGAGCGACUAGCAUAAGGUACAGAAUACAGUAGCAAAUUGCCUCUGCCAUAGAAUUUGAGGCAAUUCCCAGUCAUUUGGUGUGUGUAUCGUAGGAAACUUAAAACCCACAACAGAUGUUCUAUUCAAAGGACAGUUGAAUCCUCUUCAGUUCUACAAAGAUCAUUAUAAUCAUUUUCAUCAUUAGUUACAAACAGAAAAUGUUUACAGUAGCUUUGAAAAACUAAAAACUGGGACCACUUUAGCUUGCUUUCUCACAGUAAAUUAAAUCCAGUACAGUGUAACUUUACAGCUGCAUUCAAUCCCUGUUAUACAUAACUAGCUAAUGCAUAUGAGGUUCUGGUGUAGAGGAUAGAGUAUGGCUUAUUGAAUUUAUAGGUUUGCACAAAUUUGCAUGUCACUGAUACAUAAAAUACUUAUUGUUGGAAAUCCUAUUGGAUGCUUUGGAAAGGUGUUGCAAGGAUCGUUUGUGCAAUGCAUGUUGUAUGAGGAAAUCAUAGAAUUACAACUUCUUGAAAAAUUUGGCCUUUUUCACCAGUUCAAAACAAAUCUUUCAUACUGUUAACUAGCAGCAGAGUGAGUGACCCUUAAAUACUUUUAAAAUACUAUUAGGGCAAGUAUAUCAACAGCAUUUUUCCCCCAAGUUAAAUCUUUGUAUAUUAUUGAAUUAUCUGCACAGACACAGCAAAAUCCUCAUUAAUGAAUAUCUGAAUAGAAGCAAUCAGCAACUAUAGCUGUUUGGAAGGAGUUCAUGCUAUGGUGCCCUAGUAUAUUAUAUGACUUUUCUUCUUAAAUCUGACCUGCUUCAAAUAUAUAAUGCUGAGGAGGAUGCUUCCAAAUGCUACAUUUGGUAAUAAAGUAUCUAAAAUACUUUCAAAUCUGGUUCCUAUAUAUAUUUUGUUAAACGUAGGAAAAAUUAUCUUGAAACCUGCUCAAGCAGUAAUGAUAAAAAAUGCAAAACCUUGUCCUCUGCAGAGGUCAUGUGAUAUUGACGAUGCCUGUAAUUUGAACUAGAUGUCAUAAACAGUAUGGUUUGGGCAAAACUGUCACUUGUCUAUUCACUUAACAGCAAUUUAUGACUGAAAGGAUCAUUAAAUGACUGAAUACAGUGGGUGGAUGCAUAAUUCUUCUGUGCUAAUAAAAGCCUUUUAUUUGUCAGAAAUUCAUUCAAGGGCAAAGGCUAACUUAAAUUUUUUAAUGAAGGAGAAAAUUACCUUUAUUAAUUCCAGGCAAAAUGUUCAGUAUUUCUUCAAAGGAACUACCCCCUCUUAAGUUUCCUCUGACAGAUGGUUCUUUUUCAUACUGAUUUAAUAUUUAUGCUUCGUGGCUUUAAAUGUGUAUUGAGAAGGUUUUGUCAUAUUGUGCAUUUUGAGUUCAGUGUUCUGCUCACGUACAAAAUUAAUUUACAAGCAUCUUUGAUGAACAGAUCCAAAAUCACACCAUUUUACAGAACAAGGGUAAGGUUGUCUUUCUUGUCUGCCUUUUGCCAUAUCAGUGGCAUUUUUUCCUUUUCCAAAAAUGUUUUUUUUAAUUUACAAUGACUCCUGCUCCCAGUUGCUUAUAAUAGCCGAUGUCCGAAUGAUGUUUUACAAAUAAAAA